AUGAAAAAGGACUAUUUAAUACUCUAGAUAAGCUAUCUUAUUUAUGUUCAACUUACUAAUUUGAAUUAAUUUGAUUAAUAGUUUUUUAAAUAAUAUUUUGAAAUAGUAAUAGUUUAAUUGAAAGAAAUAUAAUAAAAUAUUUAUGUAAAAUAGAAGUAAAAACAAUAAAUCAAAGUACUUAUUUAAUCAAUUAAUGAAUUAAAUCAAAAAAUACAUAAUGAACAAUAAUUAAAAAUAAAGAAAAUAGAAAUUUUAAAAUUUAAUAAACUAUAGUCAUCAAAUUUAGUAUAGGAGAUGAUUAAUGAAACAGAGUAAAAUGAAAUUUUAGUAUAGGAAGAAGAUCUACAUGUAAACUAGAUUUUACAACUGAAAAUAAUAUGGGAAUGA
Messenger RNA from Paramecium pentaurelia, 387 nucleotides. Lineage: Eukaryota; Ciliophora; Oligohymenophorea; Peniculida; Parameciidae. The record is from the annotation of a GenBank genome assembly.